UCCAAACAAAGCAAACUCUUCACUCUCUUCACUUCUUCACAAGAUAGAGGUGAGCCACACAAAUGGCUCCGAGAACCGAUUCGCAAACCCAAGCCACCAUGUCAGACACGUCUAACGAAUCGUCGAUCGAUCCGAUCUUCCACAUUCUCCGUCUCGUCCCUUUCUCAUUCCUCCGUCCGCCGCGUCUCCGUCUCAAGCUCCCUUCGUUCACUCUCCCCUCUCCGAUGACUGUUUUCGCGCUGAUCCUCCUCACCUACUUCCUCGUCAUAUCCGGAUUCGUCUACGACGUGAUUGUGGAGCCUCCGGGCAUCGGAUCGACCCAGGAUCCAGUCACCGGGGCGAUACGGCCCGUCGUGUUCAUGUCGGGUCGGGUCAACGGGCAGUACAUCAUCGAAGGUCUUUCGUCGGGAUUCAUGUUCGUGAUGGGUGGGAUCGGGAUCAUAAUGCUGGAUCUGGCGUUGGAUAAGAAUCGAGCUAAGAGUGUGAAAGCGUCGUAUGCUACGGCGGGAGUGACUUCCGUUGUGAUUGGUUAUGUUAUGAGUAUGCUCUUCAUCCGUAUUAAGAUCCCUGGUUAUCUCCAUUAGACUUGUUUUAGAUCACUUGCAUUUGGUUCUGUAAUGGACUCUCUAGUCUCUAGUUUACGAAUUACCGUUGAGAAAACAAGUGACUUUUGUGUUUCUUAAAAGCUUUGUGUGUUCACUGAAACCGGAUUCUCUACUUGGUUCUGAGUUUCUUUGUUUGGUAAUGGUUGUGUCAGCUUUGAAUGUUAGAAUCUGUGUUUGAUAUAUCAAUCUUGUCGUUUAAACU
Messenger RNA from Raphanus sativus (radish), 807 nucleotides. RefSeq lists its product as uncharacterized. The record is from RefSeq and is a predicted model, not a curated record. The transcript has a single exon. Lineage: Eukaryota; Viridiplantae; Streptophyta; Magnoliopsida; Brassicales; Brassicaceae. Bases 63 to 584 code for a protein of 173 amino acids. Gene Ontology annotation, cellular component: oligosaccharyltransferase complex.